AUGAAAGGUCGUAGUGACGCAGUCGGUAUAUCUUAAAAUCAUGAAUCAUGAGUACCCGGUUCAACCUCUGCUCUGGUUUUCUGUUUCGGAAACGCGAUCAUUUUUGAUUUCAUUUUUUAUAAUCGUAAAUGAACAUCAUUAGUUAAUUUGUCAAGAAUAUGAGAUUGUCCUUUUGAUUUGCGUCAGAAACCUUAUUUAGGCUUUGAACAAAAUGACAAUUUCAUAUUCUUGACAAAUUAACUAAUGAUGUUCAUACGAUUGACGACAGCGGCGCGUUGCUAGGUGCAGAUAUGGUCAUGUGAUAGCUCGGAUAAAAAGAAAAUCGUGAAGAGCUGCUUGAUGGGAAUAUAAUUAGUUUCCGAGAACUCCAUUGUUUAGAUUGGCUUUGAGAUGCUGAACUAAUGAGUAUACUAGAUGUGGCUUUGUAGUGAAGGUGGAUAGAAAAAAUAAGUUAGUCACAUGGGAAAGAGAUAUCAUCCAUUGGGAAAAAAUACUGAAGUUCUCUUGGUCUGAAAUUGAUUGGAAAAAGUAGAGUUUUGUGAAUUGGAUUGUUUAGUCAUAUUCUCAAAGUCUGAAAUUUUUGGAGAUACCAUAAACGCUCUUUUAUAGUAAAUUUCUUGCAAGGAAGGCAAUUUCCUUUUUUUUUUCUCUAAAUUUUCUGAAAAUGUUCAGAAAACUUCUUGCUGUACCAGAUCGAAAUCCUGAAAGUCACCACCUGCACUUUUUUUCAAGUUUCGGUAAAGAAAUUUCAAAAUAAAGUUUUUCCCAGAUUUUAACCACUCAUUCCCCGAAAAACUGGAAAAAGUGCAGUUUGAGAUUUUUAAGGCCUUCAUAUGGUUCAUGAAGAAGUAUUCUGGCUAAUUUUCAAGAAUUUCCAACCGGAAAAAAUUAAUUAAAUGACCUUUUUUGUCAAGCAAUUUUACUUUAGGUCGGCGAAUUGUAGUAAAAAGAACAUCGAAAAAAUAAAACUUCAAAGAAUUCAAAAAAUAUGAUGCUGAAGCAAGUCGUUGCAUUGUUGGUGAUAGUAAAGCUUGAGGGAACCAGUCGGAAAGUAAACAUAGGCUUUCCGACUAGUAGCUACUCCUCUGAAGCCUCGAACCUUGAAAAAUAAGAUUAUCAAUAAAGAAUCUAUUUGAAUAUUUGAAUAUUUGAAUAUUUAUUUGAACUAUCACCAACAUCUAUAUAAAUUUUUCUCGAAAAAGAGGCCCGUUGAAAAUUUAUUCAGAAUAAAGAACGGCUCAGGUCUAGGCAUUUAAUGGAACUAAAAAGGUUUAACUUUGAAAAAUCGCAACUUACGAAAAAAAAAAGCGUGAAAUGGUGGUAGUCGAAGAUAAAGAAAAGACGAAAGAUACUAUUAAGAGGAUCUGAGAAUGGGAUCUGUAGACAUAGGAAUUAAGAUAAACAGUUGAGAUCCGAAAUAUGUCAAAUUUCAGGAGCUAUCAAACUUUCAGAAUAAAAGUCAAGUCUCAAAGAAAUAUAGUCAAGCUAGGUAUCGGGAAUUCCUGAAGUCAAAAAAAUUGUUUUAAAAAAACGAGAUGAAAAGAGAGCCGACUUGGUUUGAUUUUUCUGCAGCUGAGUUGUUCUGUUUGACAACUCGGCGGAGGGUCGUGCGUGUAUUUUACGCGUCUCUCCCCUCCAUCUAAAGGCUUUGAAUUUGAGUCGGUCCAUUUUCCCCUCAGGCGGCGGCGGCGGUCGUCGUCGUCGUCGUGGAAAAACUCGGCCGCAACCCCCAUCACAGCAAGAGGAGCACAAACAGACAGUCUCACUGUGUGUGUUUGUGUGCAGCUGCCCCACAGGCCUCGAGGUGACGGCGCGCGACGGACGACACGCGCAGCACGAUUUUCCCGAAACCUCUCUCCGACCGACCGUCUCCGCACACGCCGGUCCGGAUCCGCUUUUCCACGUUCACUCGAAAGCCUGA
Messenger RNA from Caenorhabditis auriculariae, 1921 nucleotides. NCBI's taxonomy places the organism in Eukaryota, Metazoa, Nematoda, Chromadorea, Rhabditida, Rhabditidae. The record is from the annotation of a GenBank genome assembly.